CAUCUCCCUCUCGCUACAUUCACUCAGCGCACAGACAGUAGUUUGCAGCAGCCAAGCGAGAGGCAGCAGCAGCCGGGGGGACUCAGCGCUACUACUAGAAGAGAAAGGCUUAUUAUCCAGCAAGGGAAAGGAACGACCACACUAAAGCAGCAAUGGAUUUGAGACUACUUCAUUGAAACAAAAUUGGACGCGGGCAUAGGAAGAAAGCGAUUCUUUUCUCUCUCCUAGUUAAAUGCCGGGGGCCACUUGUUCUGGUCGGGCAUGAUCGGGUGCUGAUUGUAUGACUUGUGUUCCCUGUUGUCGGAUCUCUCAGCUGCUGCCCCUCGGCAUCCCACCUGCUCAGCAGCAUCAGUCGCACAGACAUCCAGCAAGGUGGGACAUGGCAGAUGCACAAUUGCAGAUGAAAGGUGGGCUCUGUGCAUUGCGUACAUGAAUGAAUGCUGCUCACACUAAUCCCUGGCUACAUUUAUCAUUUUAAAAUACCUUUUUUUUUUUUUAAUUAUUUUAAUUUUAAUUUUUUUUGCCUGGAUUUCAGUGGAUCGACCCGUGAAGGGGCUGGUGUGAUACCAGGUAUAGGCAGAAGAAUGGAAUGACUACAAGCCAUGAGGACGCGUUUAAAGUGCUCAACCGGUGCGCGCUGAUCGCUGCUGCAGUUUACUCAGAAGCUGCGACUGCAGAGCAGGUGUUUUCCCCGGCCGGGAACUGACUGUGUGCUUUUUGCCCAAGGUAAAGCUGCAGCAGCAUCCCUGUGCAUGAACUGCUCAACUUCAGCUCUGCAUCUCCCCAUCUAUUUCAGUGAGUGCUUGUAUGAUUCUUGUGGAUUCUCCUCCAUCUGUAGUCCUGCGAGCGAUCCCUUGCCCUUUGGACUAUGUGGUUGUGGCUGAGCAGGGAGAUGGAUUUGUUGCACAUUCUGCUUUUGCUGCUAAUGUCCUGGACUCGAUCUCGAGCCCUGAUCAGCUUGAAAUACACGGUGGAGGAGGAGCAGAGAGCUGGCACUGUAAUUGCCAAUGUGGCUAAGGACGCUAAAGAUGCUGGCUUUGUGCUGGACCCCAGGCAGCCUGCCUUCAGAGUGGUCUCUAACUCAGCUCCCCAUCUGGUGGACAUCAAUGCAUCAGGCUUGCUAGUGACCAAGCAGAAGAUAGACAGAGACAUACUGUGCAGGCAGAUCCCCAAGUGUGUCAUCUCACUGGAGGUCAUGUCCAACUCCAUGGAGAUUUGUGUCAUCAAAGUCGAGAUCAAGGAUCUCAAUGAUAAUGCCCCUAGUUUUCCUACCGACCAGAUUGACUUGGAGAUUUCGGAAACAGCCAGCCCUGGAACCAGAAUUCCUCUAGAGAGUGCCUAUGAUCCAGACUCCGGUAAUUAUGGGGUGCAGACCUAUGAAAUUACCCCCAAUGAUUUGUUUGGCUUAGAAAUAAAGACAAGGGGCGAUGGGUCUAGAUUUGCUGAACUGGUAGUGGAGAAAGCCUUGGACAGGGAGACCCAGUCUCACUACAACUACAUUAUCACAGCCUUGGAUGGAGGGGAUCCCUCCAAUUUCGGAACUGUGGAACUAAAUAUCAAAGUCAUAGAUUCUAAUGACAACAACCCGUUGUUCGAGGAGGCCGCUUACACCGUCAACGUUCCUGAAAACUCUGCCCUUAACACCAUGGUUAUUGAUCUCAAUGCCACAGAUCCCGAUGAAGGCACCAAUGGAGAGAUAGUCUACUCUUUUAAUAGCUACGUGUCGGACAAAACCAGGGAGCUCUUCAAAAUAGACCCCAAGACUGGCGUGAUUACUGUCAGUGGAGCUAUAGAUUAUGAGGAAGGCCAUGUGUAUGAAAUCGAUGUUCAAGCCAAGGAUCUGGGACCCAACUCCAUCCCUGCCCACUGUAAAGUGACUGUGAAUGUCCUGGAUGUGAAUGACAAUGUGCCAGUCAUUAACUUGCUUUCAGUCAACAGUGAAGUGGUAGAAGUGAGUGAGAAUGCACCCCCUGGGUAUGUUAUAGCUCUCGUUAGGGUCUCAGACAAGGAUUCCGGCAUAAAUGGAAGGGUCCUGUGCAAACUGCUGGGCAGUGUGCCUUUCAGGUUGCAGGAAUAUGAGAGCUUCUCCACCAUUUUAGUCGAUGGCAGGCUAGACAGAGAACAGAGGGAUCAGUACAAUCUCACUAUCCAGGCCAAAGACAGUGGCAACCCCUCCUUGCAGUCUACAAAGUCAUUCACAGUGAGAAUUACAGAUGAGAAUGACAACCACCCUCACUUCUCCAAAACAUUCUAUCAGGUGAUUGUCUCAGAAAACAACACCCCCGGGGCUUACCUGUUGUCUGUUUCAGCCAGAGACCCCGACCUGGGCAUAAAUGGAAGUGUGUCCUACCAACUUGUUCCAUCCCAAGUGAGGGAUAUGCCAGUGUUCACCUAUGUGUCCAUCAACCCAACCUCGGGAGACAUUUAUGCCCUGAGAUCAUUCAAUCACGAGCAAACAAAAGCCUUUGAGUUUAAAAUUCUAGCGAAAGAUGGAGGUAACCCAUCACUCCAGAGCAACGUGACUGUCAGGGUCAUAGUGGUGGAUGUAAAUGAUAAUACUCCAGUGAUAACUGCUCCACCUCUUGUCAAUGGGACCUCUGAGGUGUCCAUUCCCAGGAAUGCAGGUGUGGGUUACCUAGUGACUAUGGUGAAAGCUGAUGAUUAUGAUGAGGGAGAGAAUGGAAGGCUUUCCUAUGAGAUUUCCGAAGGGGACAGAGGCUUUUUUGAGAUUGAUCAAAUGAAUGGGGAGAUUAGGACCACCAGAACUUUUGGGGAAAACUCAAAGACCACUUAUGAAUUGAUUGUGGUGGGACACGAUCAUGGAAAACCAUCCCUUUCAGCAUCUGCCUUGAUUCUUAUCUAUCUGUCCCCGACCAUGGAUGCUCAGGAGUCCGUAGGAUCUGUUAAUUUAUCUUUGAUUUUUAUCAUUGCUUUGGGAUCCAUUGCUGCAAUUCUCUUUGUCACCAUGAUUUUUGUGGCAGUGAAAUGUAAGAGAGACAACAAGGAAAUAAGGACAUACAACUGCAGAAUAGCAGAAUAUUCCUAUGGCCACCAAAAGAAGUCCAACAAAAAGAAAAAAAUCAGCAAGAACGAUAUCCGCCUGGUGCCUCGAGAUGUAGAGGAGACCGAUAAAAUGAACGUGGUGAGCUGUUCCUCCCUUACUUCAUCCCUAAACUACUUUGACUACCACCAGCAGACCCUCCCGCUUGGGUGUAGGCGUUCAGACAGCACCUUUCUUAAUGUGGAAAAUCAAAACACAAGGAAUGCAGGGUCCAACCACGUUUACCACCACACCUUCACCAACCAGAGCCCUCCACAGCCUGACCUCAUCAUCAAUGGAAUGCCCCUUCCAGAGAACGAAAACUACACAUUCGAUACAAACUACGUGAACAGCAGAGCACAUUUGAUUAAAAGCAGUUCAACCUUCAAGGACUUGGAGGGGAAUAGUCUCAAGGACAGCGGGCAUGAAGAAAGUGACCAGACUGACAGUGAACAUGAUGUCCAACGGGGCUUGUACUGUGACACGGCUGUCAAUGAUGUGCUGAAUACCAGUGCCAAUUCAAUGGGGAAUCAGCUGCCAGAGCAAGAUCAGAAUGAAGGCUUCCAUUGCAGAGAAGAAUGUCGGAUUCUUGGACACUCCGAUAGAUGUUGGAUGCCAAGAGUCCCCAUCCCAAGUCGCGCCAAGUCUCCGGAGCAUGGAAGAAAUAUCAUUGCACUAUCAAUAGAAGCAUCCACUGUGAACACAGAGCCUUUUGAAGAAUGUAAAACCAAAAGAACUUUUGCAACUUUUGGCAAAGAUGGCAGUGAGAAUUCUACUGAUGACAGGGCUACUUUAAAGGGGAAAAGGACAGUUGACCUGCCAAUCAGCAGCCCUAAAGUGAAUGGUGCUGUCCGUGAAGCAGGGAAUGGCUGUGAAGCUGUCAGCCCAAUCACCUCUCCCUUGCAUCUAAAAAGUCCAUUGCCAGCGAAAUCUGCAGCACCGUACAACAUGCACUGCCCUGGGAACCGUGACGUGGAGCAGUUUGUAAGCAACGGUCCAUCUCGGCCUACAGAGGCAGAGCCUAGAGGGGCGGACAGUGAAAAUGUAAUGCAUGAAAUCAACCCUUUACUGCAAGAAUGUCGAGAAAAAGACUCUCUGGGAGUUAAGAGACUUAAAGAUAUCGUCCUCUAAGCACCAAGCAGAGUGCAAUGAGGAAGAAUGACUUAACAAAAGUACCGCUUGUUUUUAAUUGCUUACCAAUGGUUCACAGGUUGCUGUAUUUAAAGCUUUUCCCUAAAUGUAUUGUUUAUAAAUCAAGCUAUUGUUAUGUGACAAUCCCAAACUUUUUUGGCAGGGGUGUUCAAUCCGAGCAAGCAGCUGGACUCCACACCAUUCUUCAUAUUUUCUUGCGCUGAACAUGAAAACUGUUAUUACCAUCAAUGUACAAAGUAUUAUGUAUGUAUUAAGUAUUUUGAAUUUAUAUAUUUUUAUAAACAUAUAUAUCAAAAUUAUAAUAUAAAUUAGCAUUAUUUGUACAGAACUGAAAAGGAAAAAAAAAAAAACAAAAACAACAACUACAUUCAAAUUUCUUGGCUUAAGGUUUUGUAGCAUAGUUGAGAACUUGCCCAUUUCUUGUGUGACGUUCUAAUUUUGAUGAGGUGAGCUAUAGACAGAGAAAUGCUAAUCCUAAUGAUUUCCUUCAUUCUAGGUUGCUGUUUUUGCUAUGGACACCCCUGCAUCCAAAGUCCUUUUGCUGUUACAUCUUGCUAUCUGUACUAUUACUGUAUUUGAUAUUUAAAAUUUUGUUCAGUAAUGGCAAAAGGCAUUCAAGUAAAAAUGAAAGAAAAUUCAAUAAAAAAAAUUGUAAUCUUU
Xenopus laevis (African clawed frog) is the source of this 4852-nucleotide messenger RNA. RefSeq names its product protocadherin-19 (gene pcdh19.L). The transcript is spliced from 5 exons. NCBI's taxonomy places the organism in Eukaryota, Metazoa, Chordata, Amphibia, Anura, Pipidae. Gene Ontology annotation, molecular function: calcium ion binding. The record is from RefSeq and is a predicted model, not a curated record. The coding region runs from base 869 to 4171 and encodes 1100 amino acids. Gene Ontology annotation, cellular component: plasma membrane; membrane. Gene Ontology annotation, biological process: cell adhesion; homophilic cell-cell adhesion.